GAUAAGCGGCAGCCGGACGAGGACGUUCUUGGCUAUUUAGGCAGUUGCUUGACUCCUAACAUUUUGAUCAGGAAUCAAAGAAAGAAGAUGAGUGAGAAGGGACUUGAACUAAAGCUGGUUCAAGAACUGGCAGAGACCGGCCGGGCACCUCAAGGGCGCUACGUUCUUCGGGAGGAUGACCGGCCGGACUGCACUCCUCCAGUGGCAUCUGACAUCCCCAUAAUCGAUCUUCGUCGACUGCUUCAAUGUGACGAUGAGUCUGAGAAGCUCAGAUAUGCUGUUCAAUCUUGGGGUAUUUUUCACGUCAUUGGCCAUGAGCUGCCACCCUCUUUUGUCGAUGAGCUGCGGGAUGUAACCAGAACGUUCUUUAAACUUCCGGUCGAAGAGAAGCAAAAGUACAGCAACUUAAAGAGCGGUGAGUUUGAUUUUGAAGGUUAUGGAAACGACCUUGUUGCCUCUGAAGAUCAAAUCUUGGAUUGGAAUGACCGUCUCUAUCUCUUAGUACAACCUGAAGACAAGAGGAAAUUAGACUACUGGCCUGAGAAUCCAAGCUCUUUUAGGGAAAUGUUGCAUGAAUAUGCCAUGAAAACAAGGAAGAUAACCGAGAUAGUUCUUAUCGCAUUGGCAAAGAUACUGAAAUUGGACGAAAACUGCUUCAAGGACCAAGUGGAUGAUAGAGCUGAAGUGUUUGCAAGAUUUAACUAUUACCCAAGUUGCUUGAGGCCUGAGCUUGUUCAUGGAGUCAAGCCUCAUUCUGAUGGUUCAGUGAUAACCAUUUUGUUGCCUGAUAAAGAGGUGGAGGGGCUUCAAGUGCUCCAAGAUGCAGAUUGGGUGAAAAUCCCUAUUAUCCGUGAUGCUUUGGUCAUCAAUAUGGGAAAUCAAAUGGAGGUAAUGAGCAAUGGAAUCUUCAAGAGUCCUGUGCACAGAGUAGUGACGGGUUCGAAGGAAAGGACAUCGAUCGCUAUGUUUUUUUUGCUCCAACCCGAGAAAAUGCUAGAACCAACACAAGGGUUGGUGAGUGAAACCAGACCAUGUUUGUAUAGGAAGAUGAAGGCGAAGGACUUCCUCAAGGCUUUUUUUGACAAGUUCGCUCAAGGGCAGACUACUAUUCAAUGGUUAAGAUUUUGAUAAGGGGAAAAAAUAAAUCAGACUUUAUUAAUAAUUAUGACUUGUUUUCUGAUCAUAAUAUGUUGUGUGGUUUGUAUAAUAAAAUAUCCUCAGAACAUCGCAAAAAAUCAAAAUAUCUGGAUUUCUUUUCUUGCCUACA
Messenger RNA from Asparagus officinalis (garden asparagus), 1267 nucleotides. Its product is annotated as codeine O-demethylase-like. The record is from RefSeq and is a predicted model, not a curated record. The transcript is spliced from 4 exons. Lineage: Eukaryota; Viridiplantae; Streptophyta; Magnoliopsida; Asparagales; Asparagaceae. The coding region runs from base 88 to 1128 and encodes 346 amino acids.